AUGGAGAAGCUCAGAAACCGACUCCAGCGUGGCACCAUCUACGUUCGUCUUUUCGGCUGGGUCUACUGGAAGCUCGCCGUCCCGGUGCCACUCACGCGGACCGUUCAAGACAGGCGCGCCAGGCUUGCCGAAGAGAGGGUGCUGCGGACAAGCCAGCCCGUCCCGUACAAGUACCAGGCGCUCGGCAGGCCACGAGCCAUUCGUCUCCUCAAGAUCGACAAACUAGAACACGCGGGGAUCUGGCGGCCCGGCGUGAUCAGGUGCACCGUCCACGAGUUCCCCAUCGCCGGCGCGCCGCCGUUCAACGCGCUCUCCUACACGUGGAAAGAAGACGAGGUGAUUCUCGACACGGUCCGCGAUGCCCGCUACCUGAUCCACCCCUUUGUCCGCCUCUACGGUUCGAAGUGGUGGAAGGCGCUGGUCAACCGAUCCGAGGGCGCCCCGACCCGGCUGCCCUGGCUUGACGAGGCGGUCAGGCGUGUGACGACGGCGACGGUGCGGUCGCCACGCCAGACUCUGGACGGGCUUCCCCGUCGACUGAUCCUGUGCGACGGGCAGGCCAUGUUCGUGACGCAGAACCUGCACAACGCCCUGAGCACCGUCUCGCGCAAGAACCCGGGGUACUGGUGGAUCGACCAGCUGUGCAUCAACCAGGAGGACGCGCAGGAGAAGAGCGUGCAGGUGGCGCUGAUGGGCGAGCUGUACAAGACGGCGUCGACAGUGGCCAUCUGGCUCGGGGCGCGGACGUCGUUCGAGGCGCGCAUCGUGCCGGCGCUCGAGCUACUAGCCAACAUGCCCGACGACGACGUCGAGGCCAUCGCCGUGUCCAGCCUGUCGCUCUUCUACCGCGCGUUCCCCAAGCUGUUCGCGCUUUUCGGCUUCUUCUCGCGCGCCUGGUUCGACCGCCUGUGGAUUGUGCAGGAGUUCGCCGUCGCCCGCCACGCCGCGUUCCUGCUCGGCGACGUCGACAUCCCGCUCGCCCUGGCCACGCGCGCCCUGCGCCGCAUCGAGCAGGUCCUCUCGGCUUCCAGCCUCGGCACCUUCCUCAAUUCGGCCGACGUUCCCACCGAGAACCGUUCGGGGCUGCUCGACUCGCGCGACUACACGGCCACCCACGGGCCCUGGACGCUCGAGAAGUGGCUCGGCGUCGCGCGCGGCCGCAAGACCACCGACCCGCGCGACUACGUGUUCGGCGGCCUGUCACUGCUCGGGCGCGAGGCCGACCCGGCCGUGCCCGACGUCGAGAGCCAACCGGUUCUGGUCACGCGGAGCGAAUCGACGGCGCUCGGCGCCGACUAUGCGAAGCCGGUCGAGGCCGUCUACUUUGCGUUUGCCGUGGCGCUGUUCCAGAGUGACCUGGGCAUCAACGCGCUGUCGCUCGUGGGGACGCGCAAAGACGCCAAGCGGUACCCGACCUGGAUGGUCAACCUGCACGAGCCGCUGUCGCCGAAGCCGCUGCACCAGCUGCAGGUCCGGCAGCCGCGAAGCGUGCGCUCGCCGGGCCACCGCCCGACGGAGACGGAGAUGUACGUGGGCAGGGAGUGCGUGUUUGCCGACGCGGUGCACUUUGACGAGAUCGCCGCCGUCGGUGAGCCGCUCACCCACUGGCUCAGCAGCGGCGACGGCGGCGCCAGCCCCGACGCGCCGUUCCAUCUCGCCGAGACCUUCCGCCUCGCCCUCGAGCUCGGCCCGCGCUACCCGCCCACCGGCGAGCUGCUGCUGACGGCGCUGUGGCGGACCCUCAUCCUGGAAGACGAGUCCGCGUCGCCGAGUCUCGACGCGUCGUUUGCAGAUGCCGUGCGCUGGUAUUUCGACCUCUCGCGCGCGGGCAUCGCGAAGCAAGACGCGCGGACCGACUGGGCGAGCAAGCACGACGAGGACGCCUACUGCGAAGCGCGAUCCCUGCACGGGCAGCUCGGCGCGUCUCUCAUGUCGAUGCUGUCACGAGAGGAAUACGCGUCGACGGAAUUCGCCGGGCUUCGGCUACCCCCGGCCGUAAAUGCACCCACCAAAGGCAAGCCCGACGCGACGACAUCAGACAAGGGCCUCAACGACCCGGCGCUGUGGUACGGGUCGUGGCUGGCCUUUUUCGAGGCGUUCCACGAGGCCGCGCCGGGGCGCCGCCUGUUCGUCACGCGGCGCGGCUUCCUCGGCAUGGGCCCCGCGACGGCGCAAGCCGGGGAUGAUGUGCUGUUCCUGCGCGGCGCGUGGGCGCCCUACGUGUUCCGCUCCGUCGACCUCGCCGAGGUCCCCGGGUGGGAGCCGGGCUCCGAGCUCGCUAACCUCCCCCCGCCCCGGAUUCUUGUUGGGGAGGCCUUCGUGCAUGGUGUUAUGGGGCAGCUGCGCGCCGGCGACGCGGAGCUCGUGGCUGCCGCCGGCAAGGACGCGUUUACGCCUGUUAUGAUUAUUUAA
This is a messenger RNA of Lasiosphaeria miniovina, 2412 nucleotides long. RefSeq names its product heterokaryon incompatibility protein-domain-containing protein. NCBI's taxonomy places the organism in Eukaryota, Fungi, Ascomycota, Sordariomycetes, Sordariales, Lasiosphaeriaceae. The coding region runs from base 1 to 2412 and encodes 803 amino acids. The transcript has a single exon. The record is from RefSeq and is a predicted model, not a curated record.